GUGGCUGGGGGCAGGCGGGGCCAGCACGGCCUCUGAGGCAGUAGGGGAGGGAGGUACGGGCGGUGUCCCACCCGGAUCGUCAGGCGGGCGCAGAACAACAGUGCUCUGAAAGUUAGUGUUUGGGGGGUGCCUUCCUUCCCUUCAAGGGCUGCUAUUCACUGAAAUGGCAGUUUCCGAACAGAACCGUAUUAAGGGUGUAUUAUGAAACAUCCCAACAGAAAACUAAGCCUAGAGGAUGUAGCAUUUGUGGACUAAUUUUAAUGUACGCUUUGCUUUUGUAUUUCAUCACUUUUUUGUCAUCACUGAUUGUUUGCUACAGAGAAGAGGAGCCCUAGACUUAAACCCGGAAAGCAGUACAGCCUGGCCCCAGGGUAUUAGAGACGGCUUAUUUAAAAUUAUUAAAAAUGUGUAGCUUGAGCCAGUGUAAUCCAACUGUCUUCCUAGCCUAGCAGAACACUCUUCAUGCAGCUGUACAGCAUAGUACAGCCAUAUGCCACUGGGUCCCAAAAUGAUGCUGUGUAUUUAAGUUAAGUGUUUAAAGACUGUUAUUGCUAUGACUUGUUUGGUUGUGCUACAGUAUACACCAGUAAGCAGUAUUCAGCUGUUAUUAGUACCCUACGGCAGCAGCUGGUGACCUUUUUUAAACCAUUACCGCACAUUUUCAUGCAGUGGGAACGCAGCAUCUGGCCUCAGCCAGGCCUUCACAAUUAAUCUGAUGAGCCCACCCUCCUCCCAGCCCAGUGCAGUGCUCCUGGGGAGGUGGCAUGAAACGGCUCAGGCUACUCUCUGCUUUAUGUUCUCAUGCAAACCUGCACCCGCAGCACAGCGCUGGAGAUCAUUGCCAAAAUUGCAGGUGCUCCCAAACAGCUGGCAGCAUUGCUGCAGGCACCUGCUGCUUCUUCCAGUCCCUGCAUUAAGCUGGUUUAAUUUAUCUUCUUCCCUCCAUUUGCAUGUGCAUUGGAAUAGUGGCUGCUUUAAUCAUUGCAGGACUUAAAGCAACCUCCUGCAAACAUGGCAGACGAGGACCUUAUUUUUCGUAUGGAAGGGAUUGAUAAUGGUAGAUUGACUAAAGUGAACUCUGGAAAUUAUCUUGAUGCUGAUAGUGAUGAUGAAGACAAUUAUUAUAUCUGCCCAAUAACCGAUGAUCCAGUUUCUAACAAGUCUGCCAGUAUCAAAGUUGACAACUAUUAUAGCAACUUAGCAAAAACUGAACAAUACAGUUCCAGCUCUUCUCCUAGAAACUCGUUUAGCUUUAAGAAUGACACACAGCAUCGCUCUAAGCACGGCUCUGUGGUUGACCGUAGUCGGGAAACCUGGAAACAUGCUAUUGAGAAAGCUAAGCACAUGCCUGAUCCAUGGGCAGAAUUUCAUCUUGAGGACAUUGAGACAGAACAUGCCACUCGCUACAGGUACAAUGCAGUUACUGGGAACUGGGUUGAAGAUGAAGUUCUCAUCAAGAUGGCUUCACAACCUUUUGGCCGUGGAGCAAUGCGAGAAUGUUUCAGAACGAAAAAGCUGUCCAACUUCUUACACACGCAGAACUGGAAAGGCGCCUAUAACUAUGUUGCCAAGCAGUACAUAGAGAGCGUAGGCCGGGAGGUAUAUUUUGAGGAUGUUCGACUUCAGAUGGAAGCAAAACUCUGGGGAGAAGAGUACAAUCGGCACAAACCACCAAAACAGGUGGAUAUAGUACAGACCUGUAUUAUUGAAAUGAAGAACAGACCUGGAAAGCCUCUCUUUCAUCUGGAACAUUACAUUGAGGGCAAAUACAUCAAAUACAACUCGAAUUCUGGAUUUGUGCGAGACGACAACAUUCGUCUUACUCCGCAAGCCUUCAGUCACUUCACCUUUGAGCGCUCAGGACAUCAGCUCAUUAUUGUUGAUAUCCAAGGAGUCGGAGAUCUUUACACAGACCCUCAGAUACAUACAGAAAGUGGUACAGAUUUUGGAGAUGGCAACCUAGGUGUUCGAGGUAUGGCCUUAUUCUUUCAUUCUCACUCCUGCAACAAGAUUUGCAAAAGCAUGGGCCUUGCACCAUUUGAUCUUUCAUCCAGAGAGAAGGAUGCCUUGGAUUAUAAUAACAAAUUGCUUGAAUCUGCUCAGACAAUUCUACGUGGCACAGAGGAAAAAUGUGGCAGCAGCCGGGUGAGAACAAUUUCUGGUAGUCGGCCUCCUCUGCUGUCCCGCCUGUCUGAAAACUCUGGAGAUGAGAGUAUGAGCGAUGUGGCAUUUGACUCUCUACCCUGCUCUCCUUCUUCAGCAACACCUCACAGCCAAAAGAUGGAAAUGCUUCAUUGGCCAGUGUUUAAUGAAGUAGAUAACUUGGUUCACAAAGACUAUGAUCAGCUUGAUAACCAAAGGGAUUUUGAAAAUGGUGGAGACAGUGGAUAUCCCAGUGAAAAGAGAAGUGAGUUAGAAGAUCUGGAUCAUAGAGAGAGGGGCCAUUCAAACAACAACCGAAGACAUGAAUCUGAUGAAGACAGUUUGGGAAGCUCUGCAAGGAUCAGUGUGGAGAAAUGGAAUCUCUACAAUUCUUCCAGAGUCCACAUCCACAGACCAUCCUGUGUCGCUCAAGAAAUUCAGAGGCUUAAUGCUCUAGAACUUGAAAAGAAAAUUGGGAAGUCAAUCCUUGGGAAGGUUCACCUGGCCAUGGUUCGCUACCAUGAGGCUGGACGUUUCUGUGAGAAAGACAAAGAAUGGGAUCAGGAGUCAGCUCUGUUUCACCUGGAGCAUGCUGCAGACUGUGGGGAGCUGGAAGCCAUCGUUGGGUUAGGACUCAUGUGCUCUCAGCUGCCACAUCACAUUCUUUCCGAGGUUACUCUGGAGGACACAAAAGAGAACAGAAAAAAAGGAUUUGACUACUUGCUGAGAGCAGCAGAAGCUGGAGACCGGCCUUCCAUGAUCCUGGUAGCAAGAGCAUAUGAUACGGGUGUGAAUCUUGGUUCAGACAGAGCACAGGAUUGGAAGGAGGCACUGUACUGGUACAAUGCUGCCCUGAACAUGACUGACUAUGACGAGGGAGGUGAAUAUGAUGGCACUCAAGAUGAGCCCCGGUAUCUGCUCCUGGCCAGGGAAGCAGAAAUGUUGAUGACAGGAGGGUUCCACUUGGAUAAGGAUCCACAGAGAUCAGGUGAGCUCUACACAGAAGCAGCAGAAGCAGCAACGGAAGCUAUGAAAGGCAGACUGGCAAAUCAGUACUACCAAAAAGCAGAAGAGGCUUGGGCGAUGAUGGAAGAAUGACAUUGCAAUUAAGCAGUUCUUGUAUAUAAAAUUUUUAUAUACUGUGUUUGCAGCUGAAAAGAUAUAUUUUUAUGUGGCGUUACCAGUUUAUUUUUCGUAUUUUAGUUUUCUAACUUUUUGAGGGUGGAAAUCCAAAUGUAGGCAGUAUGUAGGGUACCAUAGUGCACUUCUGUCAGUGUUUUAAAGCUGUAAUACAGACACACUUGACCUUUACAUACAUAUGUGUGUGUAUAUAUAUAUAUAUAUAUAUAUGUAUGUAUGUAUGUUUAUAUACAUAUAUAUAUAUGAACUGUUAGAACUGAGUGGCCUGAAUUUUGUCAUUUCUUGUUUGCUUUGGGAGAAGUGAAGCUGAUGUCUGCUUGGGUUUCACAUGUCCUGCUUUUCACAUAGCAAAUGAUCAGUGUGUUUGCAUUUUUCUUCUUGCCACACACAGAAUAUUUCAUUUUUUCCUAAAUUCACAGCAUUUCUUCAUUUUUGGUGUAUCUCACCAAAUUUGCAUGUGGAUGUAAAUUUUCAAUUUAAGCAUGCCAAGCAUGCAGCUACUCUUAAUAAGUAGUCCCACUUCAUCAAUAGGCACUGUUUCCUUCUCAAACUAAUUCCAGAUAGAAUCCAUAUGCUUUGGAGAAGAGGAGGGGAAAAAAAAAAGCUUAAGAUUGGCAGUGAGGCUCUUCCGGGUACAAUAUGUGUGAUUACCAGCAUUGCAUAUUUUCAGAAAAUCACUAAUGUUCCUGAUGAGGUGAGGAGUCCAGCUACCUCUCUCAUUUUUACCUUUUGUACCGUAUAAUAACCUAGAUGUGUGGAAUUCUACUGAUCUUACACAGUAUUUGCCCAGUGAUGUACAGUAGCAAGAUCUAUAAUAGAUUAGUAAUGUGUAGUUAUUUUUACAGUGACAUCUCAAUUUUCAGCAAAGCUAUGACGUUUCACUUGAAAUGCUGGAAAGUGUGUUCUCAUUUUCAGAGGGACAUUUGAAAAACUUAGGGGAUGUUGAUUCACCCAUUAUUAUAGAAGAUAAUUUAUCUGGUUUAAACGGCUUUGUGUGUUUUAUCUGCUGUCUUAUGAUUCAUGAAGUAACUUCACAUGAUACAUCGUGAUAGAUUCAAGCUGAUUGAUGAAGGAUAUACACAUAGCUUUGCAAAUUUCCAGAUUAUGCUGGGUAACUUAUUAAAUACUACCGUACAUUACAAAGCUUAUUGUCUGUGGAAUUAGUGUUUGGGAGUUUUCAUCUGAAUUUUAGCAUCCUCUCUUAUAGUUUACAACUAAACUUCCUAAAAGACAGUUCUGUUCUUCAGAAGAGACUGAGAAUGGUUUAAUGGUUUUAAAUGUCAGUUACAGAAAAUUACUGGUUUUAAGGAGAAAACAUUAUCCACAAACACUUGAAAUUUUGUAUCCUGUUUGCAUAAUCUGAAAAAAGUAAUGUAAGGACAAAUACAUGGUGGUGGUUUACGUAUCAUGGCACAGAUAUAAUUUUCUUCUAAAUCCAGUAUUUUAUUCCAAAGCCACAGUGCCAUCUGUACAGAGGACAUAGCAGCUCUUGCUAUUUCUUCAUCUUGGUUAAGUCGUUUUGCAGGAGAUUGUGAUGGAAGCUUCAUGCUGCCUUGGCUCUACAGUCUCCUGAGGAUGUUGACUGGGAUGAAUAAAGGGCAGCUUUUAUGAAGUGCUGAGUAUCUGCAAUGCUUAGCCAGUCUCAUUUUAGCACAGCAUUUAAGAGUAUGUGUAAAAUUAAACAAGCUGCUAGAUGAUGUAGUUGAUUUCAGUGUGGUUCCUUGCAUUCAUAUACAAGGACUAUUUCUUGUAAAAUGUAGAAACUGUUCAAGAAACGGAAAUUGGUUCUUCCUUUCCUUUGUGAGUGUCCCUGUCACUGGGCUCCAAAGUUGCACUCCCCAUUUACUCUUUCUGGCAAGUGGAUCUUAAAUUAUUGUUUAAACAACAUCUAAGCAUGAUAUUAGUAACAACUGUCACUGUCUGAAAGAGAGAUGCUGAUGGUAAAGGAAGUGAGAUGGAAAGAUUUGAAUCUCUUCCAGGAGAGAAGGAUCCUUGGAUUUUGUACUUCGGAGUAACCACCAAGCAGUUGCAGCCGUGAGAGUGGCCCUGCAGCAGCCACAUCUUCUUGCCAUAAGAUGUAAGGAGUACAGAAAAUAAGUGCUUAGAAUUUUUUGUUAGUUUUAGAGAGAGUGCCUUAUUCUGUGAGGGUACUAGAUGAAGCUCUUCACCUACUAAUGGAGAAAUGUCUGAUUGUCCUCAGUUGGGUUUAGGUAGGUAUUGCUAGGUACUAAAAUAACCAAAUUCUUUGGACAUAAUAUGCUGAAGUUGAGCUGGAGUUAGUAGGAUCACAAGUUGGUUGGAUGCUUUAAGUGCCUAUCCAAAGUUCUGCUUUAGGUACCUAAGGUCUGUUUUGGAUGUGGCCUUUUUGUUCUUUCAGUUCAUAGCAUUAAAUCAUCACUUGUCAGUGAAAAGUGAACGUGCCGCUCACCUCUGAAGACAGUUGACCAGUCAGUGUUUUGUGUAGAACUGAUACAGUGUAGGCAUUAUAACUAAUGCAGACAAAAUGUUUUGUUUUCCACAUAAGGUGCUAAUGCUAAGUGUUUGAGGCUUUCCUAGAGAAGGAAGCAUGUGUAACAACCCCACCAACUAUGUAGGGAAGAGAAGAGAUUGAAUGAAACCAUCCAAAAUAUGUAAGUAAAGGACUCUAGAGUAUAAUUAUUGACACUUCUUGACAUAGUUUAAUUUACUAAGUUCAGUAGUUGCUAAGUUUGCUGGCAGUUCUCUGUAGAUCUGACAUGCAAAUGUAUACACGUGAUUAAUAUUUUGUUUUCAAAGUCCUAAGGCGGUAUAUUAUUUAGCUAUACAAUAAGUAGGACUGUCAAUAAUUCAAAAAUUAAAAUUGUUUACAGAAAUAUGCAUAAGUUGUUCUAUGACAUUCUUUUGAAGAGAAACUAUUUGAUAGACUUUUUGAAUGAUACUGCUAUAUGCUGUAUUUUUAAUCUAUUCACAAUGAAUAAAUAAUCUGUAUUUUUUUAAAUGUGAAAAUAAAUCUGAGGCUUGGCCUGGCAUAAUUUACCUGGGUGUAGCAUUUCUGAAUGUCAUUGGGAGUGUUGCUUGGGUAAGGACAGCAAGAUGGAAGCCUCUGUUUGUAUACCAGACAUGCAAAUACUAAUUGCCUGCAUCACACCGUUUGUUUUUAUUCUGGCUGGUCAAUAAAGUUGUUCUGUUUUGUCA
Cygnus olor (mute swan) is the source of this 6456-nucleotide messenger RNA. It is a transcript of the gene EEF2K, whose product is annotated as eukaryotic elongation factor 2 kinase. Gene Ontology annotation, biological process: protein phosphorylation. The transcript is spliced from 19 exons. Bases 1012 to 3240 code for a protein of 742 amino acids. Gene Ontology annotation, molecular function: calcium ion binding; ATP binding; calmodulin binding. NCBI's taxonomy places the organism in Eukaryota, Metazoa, Chordata, Aves, Anseriformes, Anatidae. The record is from RefSeq and is a predicted model, not a curated record.